This is a messenger RNA of Lycium barbarum (goji berry), 3541 nucleotides long. RefSeq names its product pentatricopeptide repeat-containing protein At2g30780-like. The transcript has 8 exons. Gene Ontology annotation, molecular function: mRNA binding; protein binding. The record is from RefSeq and is a predicted model, not a curated record. Lineage: Eukaryota; Viridiplantae; Streptophyta; Magnoliopsida; Solanales; Solanaceae. The coding region runs from base 176 to 1705 and encodes 509 amino acids.
AAGUUUUUUUUUUUUUUUUUUUUCUUUCUAGAAUUGCCUUUUAAGAUAUUUUAACUUGGACCUUCAUUGAAGUGCAGAAAAAAAAAGAACAGGAUUCUGUCGACGCUCACCGCUCUGUUACUCCGCCGCACGGUCAGCAAUCUCCGGCUUAGGCUACCACUUUACUUAUUUAUCAAUGAUGAAGAGGGUAUGGAGAAUCCCGGAUGCUUUCCAGAUGGAAGCAAUUCUCCGAAGAUCUUCUGAAGAUUAUAGAAAACUUUCAUCGUGUUACACAAUUGCACGAGGUUCAGCCAAUAUGUUUUGCAUCCGAGGACUGGCAAGCGAGGCGCCUUCUUCGCAACCUGCCUGGCCACAGGUAUUUUCUUUGUUCGCAGAUAGGUGGAGUCACGCUGAUUCUUUAGUGAAACAGGAUAUGAAAGAAAGGGUUUCACAUUUAAGGGAUGAGCUGCUAGCAUACAGUGGUGAUGCUGAAAAGAUUGAGAAAAUAUUGGAAGAUAGAGGGAUUUCGUUGUUUAGGAGGUAUGCAGAUGGUUCUGCAGUUGUUGAGCUCUUAAAGCAGCUAAAAUCUUCGCCCGGAUUAGCGCUCCAGGCUUUUGACUGGAGAAGAAGACAAUUGGAUUACCGGACUCCCAUGUCACCUGAGGAGUAUUCCAAGGCUAUUGUUGUGGCUGGAAGGUUAAAGAAUGUUGAUCUUGCAGCCGAACUAUUCAAGGAGGCUUCCAACAAGCUACUCAAGUCGACCUCUUUAUAUAAUGCCCUUAUGACAGCUUAUAUGUUCAAUGGUUUGGCUGUAAAGUGUCAAUCAGUUUUUCGUGACUUGAAAAGGGAAGCAACAUGUACUCCAACUAUUGUUACAUACAACAUACUUAUCUCGGUGUUUGGAAGAUUAAUGCUGAUAGAUCACAUGGAGGCAACCUUACGGGAAAUAAAUGAUUUAAAUAUCUGCCCAAAUGUUAGUACGUACAACUAUUUAAUUGCUGGAUAUAUCACAGCGUGGAUGUGGGAUGAUGUGGAGAAGACGUAUAGAAUCAUGAAGGCAGGAAGUAUCAAGCCUGAUCUUACUACCCAUUUGUUGAUGCUUCGAGGAUAUGCACAUUCUGGUAAGUUGGAUAAGAUGGAAGAAAUCUAUGAGCUUGUUAAAGGUCAUGUUGAUCAGUAUGGAAUCCCGUUAAUUCGAUCGAUGAUAUGUGCUUACAGUAAAAGUUCUGACGUAAAUAAGGUUCAAAAGAUUGAGGAAUUGAUGAGGUUGAUUCCUAAAGAUGAUUAUAGGCCUUGGCUUAAUGUCAUAUUGAUAUGUUUGUAUGCAAAGGAGGAUUUAUUAGACGAGAUGGAAAAUUCGAUAAAUGAGGCAUUUAAAUGUAACACAUCUGUCACAACAGUUGGUGUUAUGCGUUGCAUCAUUUCAAGUUACUUCCGAAACAAUGCAGUGGACAAACUUGCUAAUUUUGUUAGCCGUGCAGAAUGUGCUGGUUGGAAAAUAUGCAGGUCCCUUUACCACUGCAAGAUGGUUAUGUAUGCAUCACAAAGGCGACUCGUUGAAAUGGAGAGCGUUCUUAGCGAGAUGGAUAAAGUGAAUCUGGAUAUCUCAAAGAAAACAUUUUGGAUAUUACUUAAAGCCUACGCAACAUGGGGGGAAAAGCAUAAAUUUCAUCAGGUCUUGUGUAUGAUGUGCAAGCAUGGAUAUGGAAUUCCUAUGAAUGGAUGAAUUUGGUAGUUCAUAUUUCAAUUUCCUUCCAUCAUCGUUCUAUGGCGGUUAACCGAUUGUAAUGCUGUUGGAAUCUGGGAUUUUGAUGAAGCAGAUGACUCCGUUAUUUAGUUCUUCUCCUUUUCUUGUUCCCUGUUAUUGCUGAUAUACGACAUACUAGAAAGAAGCUCAAGCGAUGAAAGCAUUUCUAUGAUUUAGAAGAGUUAAUCCAAGCAUGUGUGAACAGCAUGUCUGCUUAUUGUCAAUAUAAUUCCAAUUGAGGGUAUUUUAGACUUCUCAUAGUACUUAGUUGUGUAACUUGUCGAGUAUUUAACGUGAAACUGAAAGGCCACGGGCCACUUCUUUAUUUUGCUUUGUUCGUGGCUCUAAAUCUUCUACAGCCUUUUUGGUUCAUUGCCAUUCAGCUUGUCUGGGUUUUAACAUCAUCUCUAAGCUAUUAACCUUAUUCUUUGUCGCUACACUCGCUCGGAGAUUUAUGUUGUUCCACUGCCUCUGAUCGCUGUACCCCAAAAUAUCUGCUCUAGAAGAGCAAAGAAGCAGCUAUGCUACUCAAUUUUGAUGGAAUGGCUUCACCGUUUUCUCAUUCUUAUUAUUUGUUUUGGCUUGAAGUUCUGUGUCAUUGCUGAUUAAUUUAUGUGAAGAGAGAGAGAGUCAAGAAGAGUUGAAGAAGAUUUCUGUGAACCACAUUGGGUAAUGCCUAUGAAGAGGAGCCUUGGAGUAACUGGUAAAGUAGCUGCCAUGUGACCAGGAGGUCACGGGUUCAAGCCAUGGAAGCAGCCUCUUGCAGAAAUGCAGCACAUGCGCAGAGACAAAUGACGAGCCAUUUCCUGAUUAUUUUUCGCAAGCACCAGCCAACUUGUUGCGGUUUGUAUCUCAACCAAGACCCCGAAAUUCCAUUAUUCUACUAUUUCUGCAUCCAAGGCAAACGUCUCUCAUCUACAAUUCAAUUUGCGCGAUCUCCAAGCUGAAGAGCAGCUGCCAGUUGUUUAUAUUUAGAACUGCACCGAGUCCCAGAUUACCUGGAAGCCGUUCCUUGAUGUUUCUGCUGUCCCAAAAUGUGAAUAUGAGACUUUUCUUGCCAAUCAGUCAAAAGCUCUGACAAAACAGAUGCAGCGGCGUUUUACAUCUGUUUUUUUUUGUUUUUUUGUUUAUUAUUGGAUUGUUGGUCUGCUGCUCAGCCUCUGAAGUGUGCUUACUGUCUGAAGCAUCAGGAGAAAAUAGGGGAAACAAUGGGCUUACUGUCUGAAGCAUCAGGAGAAAAUAGGGGAAACAAUGGUGCUUCCUCAAACAGUGGUUAUUCACAUGGAAAGGUUUGUUGAUAAACUACCAGGCCACCUGCUGAUUAUGUGAAAGCAUCAUACAGAAACUCUAAAACCCUUGCUUAGAGUUAGUGAGCGCCGGAGGUGGUGCCGUGUAUUACUGACAUAUGUACAUUUUUUAGAUCUUCUACAUUUUAUACAUGGUUACGAGUCGAGAGCAUUGUGUUUGGUUGAACCUGCUACAAAGGACUAGAUCUGCCUCUAUUAACUAGUAGUUACAAUUGAAGGUAUACCUUGAGAUGGUCGAUGUUUGUUUCGUUCUGCUGCUCAUGGUGCUUGUUUAAGGUCGAGAGCCCCCGCAUGAUGAGAACCUACAGAGACAAUUAGCAGAUGAAAUACGGGCCAGAGUAUGUUUGUUUCUUAAUAAGAAUGUUUGUUUCUUAAUAAGCCUAUUGUUCCUAGAUUUGUUGUCGGGAAGCCUGAAAACUGUAAUAGUUCAAAUUAUUUUGGUAUUUUGCAGACUAAAAACUGAAACUUUAAAGUGAUAAAGUUCAAAAGGAUUGAAAUUAGCGUAUAA